Messenger RNA from Pterocles gutturalis (yellow-throated sandgrouse), 992 nucleotides. RefSeq names its product integrin alpha-8-like. The transcript has 3 exons. The coding region runs from base 52 to 309 and encodes 85 amino acids. Lineage: Eukaryota; Metazoa; Chordata; Aves; Pterocliformes; Pteroclidae. The record is from RefSeq and is a predicted model, not a curated record. Gene Ontology annotation, cellular component: integrin complex; external side of plasma membrane. Gene Ontology annotation, biological process: cell-cell adhesion; cell-matrix adhesion; integrin-mediated signaling pathway. Gene Ontology annotation, molecular function: integrin binding.
AAGAAUGAUCUCUAUACUCUUUCUUCCAAUGUGUCCUUCAAAGUUAAGAGCAUGCCAUAUAAAGUGCAACCAGCAAACCUCCCCGAGGGAAGCAUAGCAAUCAGAACGUCUGUUAUUUGGUCCACUCCAAAUGUUUCCUUUGUAAUCCCUUUAUGGGUUAUAAUACUAGCAAUACUUCUUGGACUACUGGUACUAGCUAUGUUGACCCUAGCUUUAUGGAAGUGUGGCUUCUUUGACAGAGCUAGACCUCCUCAAGAUGACAUGGCUGACAGGGAACAACUGACAAAUAACAAGACUACUGAUGCAUAGAGGAAGAGAGUGACAGUUCAAGUCAGAAUCCUACCUGAGACUAGAAACACAGUGAGGAUUAAAUGAAGGAUUCCUUCCACCAGUCUUCCUUUGUACCUGCAAGUGACACGGUGGUGUAAUCUGAUCUAUGCAACGUUCUGAGAACAUGCCACAUGAUGGCCACCCUUGCCAAAGAAAGCAGCUUUAUCAUUGCCUUACAAACAUACCACUGAACAGAAUGUUUAUCCCAUAUUCCAGUCAGUCUACAUUUCAGCAAAUGCUUUUGAACACGUGUGGUAUACUGAGAUGCUUCCAGAACAAGCCCAAAUCUCCCAAGGAGAGAAUGCCUGCAUUGCUGUAUUGUCUAGAAGAUGGACUAGGACAAAAUUUCUGAAUGCUACUGUAUCAUGCCGAAUAACUUUGACACCUCCCUAAGAAUAAGAACUUCUACGAAAUUAUGGCUCAGGGAGACAAGCAAUAUAUCAGUACUGUGAAAGUACUUCUGAAAAACAAAGGCAGACUAUAGAGAACUUUACAGAUGGGGCACAAUUAUUUAUUUUUCCACCUUUUCAGGAUAAGUAUCUGAUAUAAUAAUCAACUUAGAUUUUGAGAAGAAAGAAAGAAAAAAAAAUAGAAAUCGUGUACUUAACUUGCAUAUAAACAGAAAAGUAAGCCCAUUGUACCCACAGAACACAUCUUUCUUG